Trichoderma asperellum CBS 433.97 is the source of this 517-nucleotide messenger RNA. RefSeq lists its product as uncharacterized. NCBI's taxonomy places the organism in Eukaryota, Fungi, Ascomycota, Sordariomycetes, Hypocreales, Hypocreaceae. The record is from RefSeq and is a predicted model, not a curated record. Gene Ontology annotation, cellular component: extracellular region.
CAUCCGCAUCAGCUUCAGUCACAGCAACCAUCACUACACUCUUACACACUCACCAACAACUUUUUGAAAUACCAACACUUCCAACCACCUUCAAAAUGAAGUUCUUCAUCGCUACCAUCUUUGCUACCGGCGCUCUCGCCAUCUCUGUCUGCCCUACUGGCCUUUAUUCCAACCCUCAGUGCUGUGGUGCCAACAUCCUUGGCGUCGCCGCUCUCGAUUGCCAUACUCCGAGAGCUCCGAUUUUGCCUGGCGCCCUUUUCGAAGCCGUCUGCAGUGACGAGGGUGGCAAGGAGCCCCUUUGCUGCACUAUUCCCGUUGCCGGCCAAGACCUUCUUUGCGUGGCCCCCGUUGGUACUGCCUAAGGCAAAGGCUGGCAUACGAUUGAUUCCACGUGAAGGCAACGAACUGUGGAGUAUACAGUCACUGGUAUGAGGGGCUCGCAAAAUUGGAGGAAUAUGGAUGCAAUGUGGGUGAGGUUGGAUACUGGAGGAUUGUUAUAAUGGAUGUUUGCGAGCAG